Lachancea lanzarotensis is the source of this 936-nucleotide messenger RNA. RefSeq names its product LALA0S12e02740g1_1 (gene PPN2). The transcript has a single exon. Bases 1 to 936 code for a protein of 311 amino acids. Gene Ontology annotation, cellular component: cytoplasm. NCBI's taxonomy places the organism in Eukaryota, Fungi, Ascomycota, Saccharomycetes, Saccharomycetales, Saccharomycetaceae. Gene Ontology annotation, biological process: polyphosphate catabolic process. The record is from RefSeq and is a predicted model, not a curated record. Gene Ontology annotation, molecular function: endopolyphosphatase activity; phosphatase activity.
AUGCCUUCGAGCGCUAGACAAGUAUGGCUCGCGCUGCUGUCCUUCACUUUGAUUGUGCUUUCUCUAGGCUACACAUACGUUAUUUUGAUCAUGCCAGAAUCAAAAUUACCGUCGAUUGCCACAGAACGGACUAUCAGUGCCAAUGAAACAGAACGUUGGAUUUUCGUGGGUGACGUACAUGGGAUGUACGAUGAGUUCAAGGAGCUGAUGUCGCUGGUGGAUGCCGAAAGGCCCGGCACAAAUGUGGUUCUCCUGGGAGACUUCAUAGCGAAAGGCCCGCAAUCGCACAAGAUGGUCCAGUACCUGGAAAAAAACUCCGAAAACACCCAUUGCAUAUUGGGGAACCACGAGAUAAAUGUGAUGUUCGCGUAUUUGAACAAGCGGGACCUGAAAAAACGUUUGUCCCGCAAAAAUUCCAAAUGGGAUCCCGUAGUAUUCGAUACCGAAGACUACAUCCCGCCGCACGAUCAGGUCAAUAACAAGCACAAGCUGCUAGCGCAGCAAUUAGGAAGCGCGAAGCUUGCGUCCCUGGCCUCAAUGUGCUCUGCAGAGCUUCGGAUCCAUCUGGAACCUUCCCAUGAGACCCUCAUCUCCGUCCACGCAGGACUGGCGCCCGACUUUGAAAACAAGCAGCCAAGUAUCCGCGACAUCACCACAAUGAAAUACAUGCUGCCCAAGGACCACUCGAAAACUUCCAAAUACAAGUUUGGUAAGUCACGUCGCUGGUACAAGCUCUGGACCGCAGAAAGUGCGCCGGAAAACGUGACGGUGCUUUAUGGCCAUGACGCCAGUAAGGGCCUCAAUCUUCGAAAACACACCAAGGGCUUGGACUCUGGAUGUGUCGCGGGUGGAAAACUGAGCGCGCUCGAGUAUUUUUACCAGAACGGCAGAUACCAUAAUCAUUUGCAUCAUGUAAAAUGCAGACAGUACAUAUAG